UUCAGUUCAACCUGCGGGCCGUCCAUAAACCACGUAGACCAAGUUUUAAACAUUGCAGAUCCUACCUUUCCCUUCGUAUACUCAAAUUUUAAAGCGUUUCGUUUCAAUACUCCUCCCAUAGGGCCUUUUCCAUGACAAGUUGCGAAAAAAUGCCACACGGCAGCAAUGCCAAUUUUUUUUGCAUGUUGCAUCAGUACCUAAGAGUCCAAGCUGUACCUCAUAGGUAUAUCACUCGUUCGUAGGCAAUGACUUUUACAUAAGCUCCAGCCCAAUAGGCUUCGCGGUGUUAGUGACAUUUGGAAAUGUUUGGUGGUGUUUGUAUUUAUUCGCAAUAUUCAUCUAUUUACCUGAAACAGCUGUUUGAAGUGACGUCAUUGCUUACGAACAGGUGAUAUACCUAUGAGUUACAGCUUAGACUCGUAGGUAUAUCACUCACUCGUAGGUACGAUAUAAUGCUUCACAUAAAACAACGAAUGUUAUGAAAGAAAUGAUCAGUUAGAAAUCAAAGUUUCCUACUAGAACAGUUGAAUUGAAGAAUAUCUAAAAAUGAAGCGUAAGUGUUCAAUGUGUGAUGUUUGGAUGUUGAGUUCAUGUGCCAGAAAAAUCACCAAUAAAUUGUACGAUUAUGCAGUGGAAAAAAAAGAUUAAAAUAGAUGAGAGUAGCUCCUUCAUUUGUCAACGAUGCUACCACAAACUAUAUGAACCCAAUGAUGCCGUGACCGAAGAAGCCGUUGCAGGACCAUCCAGAAUCGCUGCUACAGAGUCCAUCGAAGCAACCAGCAUUGAAUCAAUUUCCGUUGCGGGACCGCCCAGAAUGGUUCCUUUUCCCUGCCAAGAAUCAGUGGAAACAACCAGUUCUGAAUCGAUCGUUACCACCUACAACGCACCUUUGUCGGACGAAAAUGAAUUCCUUAUACAACUUAAGGAUAAAUAUCAAGAAACAAGAGACAGCAAUGAGCGAUACAGGAUUUUAACCACACUUCCCAAAAGUUGGUCUACAUAUAGAAUUAUGAAGGAGUUCAAUGUUUCCCAACAUAUGGCCAACCAAGCAAAAGCACUGCAGCAAGAGAAAGGAAUAAUGUCGGUGCCUGUAAAGAGGUUAAGCAGAGCUUCAUUAGGAGAACCAACGAUAAUGCUUGUUCGUGAUUUUUACAAUAGUGACGAUAUAAGUCGUGUUUGGCCGGGGAAAAGAGAUUAUUUAAUAUCUAAAAAUGAUGAAGGCAAAAUCUACGUACAAAGAAGAUUAGUUUUGUGUAACUUGCAGGAGGCGUACUCCAUCUUUAAAAAUACAUAUCCUGAUAUUAAAAUAGGAUUUUCCAUGUUCGCCAGUAACCGUCCGAAACACUGCAUUUUGGCAGGGACAAGUGGCACGCAUACCGUAUGCGUUUGUAUAUAUCAUCAGAAUGUUAAACUUAUUUUUAAAACACUACAAAGCAGACAAUCACUCCCAGAUGGUGUUGAUUCCUAUCACGAUUUGUUUAAAAAAAUAAUUUGUCAAAAUCCAAGUGAACAAUGCUGGCUGCAGUGUUGCAAAAUUUGUUCAGGAACGCAAAUUUUGGCCACAGAACUAAUGACUAUUCUUAGUAACGGACAUGUUGAAUCAAUACAAUUCAAACAAUGGCGUCAAGUAGAGAGAUGCAUUAUGGACUUAGUUGAAAUGGACACACAGGAAUUUAUUGAUACUUUUUUAGAAAAAAUAUUCAAUUUAUUGCCGCAUAACUUUAUAGCUGAGCAACAGGCAAAUUACAUGAAACACGUCAAAAGCAAUUUGAAAGCUACAGAAUGCAUCAUAAUCGGUGAUUUUUCGGAGAAUUAUUCUUUCGUUGUGCAGGAUGCAGUUCAAGGCUUUCAUUGGGCGAACGCCCAAUGUACUAUUCACCCUUGUGCUAUUUAUUUUAAAGACGAAGAAUCUAACGAUUUGAAAUUUACUAGUUUUAUUGCAAUUGCUGAUUUCACUAAACAUAAUCAUAUCGCAGUUCGUUUAUUUCUUACGCAUUGUCUAGCGUUCAUAAAAUGUAAAUUGCCAAGCUUACAACAGAUUUACUUUUUCUCAGAUGGAUCAGGAAGCCAAUACAAAAAUAAGAUGACCGCUUUUAAUUUAUGCUACAUGCAAAAAGAUUUUGGCAUUGCCGCCGAGUGGAAUUUUUUCGCAACUUGUCAUGGAAAGGGCCCUUGUGAUGCUUUGGGAGGAGUAUUAAAACGAAACGCUGCGAAAGCGA
Messenger RNA from Ochlerotatus camptorhynchus, 2219 nucleotides. RefSeq lists its product as uncharacterized. The transcript has 3 exons. The annotation marks the transcript as partial. The record is from RefSeq and is a predicted model, not a curated record. NCBI's taxonomy places the organism in Eukaryota, Metazoa, Arthropoda, Insecta, Diptera, Culicidae.